Anoplopoma fimbria (sablefish) is the source of this 4170-nucleotide messenger RNA. It is a transcript of the gene bckdk, whose product is annotated as branched chain ketoacid dehydrogenase kinase. Bases 133 to 1416 code for a protein of 427 amino acids. The transcript has 11 exons. Gene Ontology annotation, biological process: protein phosphorylation; regulation of glucose metabolic process. Gene Ontology annotation, cellular component: mitochondrion. NCBI's taxonomy places the organism in Eukaryota, Metazoa, Chordata, Actinopteri, Perciformes, Anoplopomatidae. The record is from RefSeq and is a predicted model, not a curated record. Gene Ontology annotation, molecular function: pyruvate dehydrogenase (acetyl-transferring) kinase activity.
AUACGUGCCAUUGUGCACCAUUGCGACGCAAACCCUAAUGGCCUCGUAGCAAAACAAAAAAAAACAACCCUACCAUAUUGUGCUAGUACGGGAACAGGGCAGCCCCGUUCACUCACACAGCUCCCUCUCCAAAUGCAUCCGGGCCUGACGGGUAUAGCGGUGGAGAUGCUGAGCGGUGCAAGCAGAAGGGCCAGGCCGGGGCUCGGCAGCCUCCUGCUGGCCACCCGCACCAAAACAGUGGCGAUGGGGAUGAUGGGGAGCCGCAGAUUGAGGUCCACGUCCUCCAUGCAGGGGUUCUCAGAGAUGGCCAGGGAGAGGUCGAAGACUGUCACGUCGUUUUACAACCAGUCUGCAAUCGACGUUUCUGCAGAAAAGGCAUCAGUGCGACUGACCUUAGCCACCCUGCUGUAUUCUGGGAAGUCUCCUGAUGGGCACCACGUCUUGAGCAGUGCCAAGUACCUGCACAAGGAGCUGCCUGUCCGAAUCGCCCAUCGCAUCAAAGGCUUCCGCAGUUUGCCCUUCAUCAUUGGCUGCAACCCCACCAUUCUGCAAGUGCAUGAACUGUAUAUCAGAGCCUACCACAUGCUCAUUGACUUCCCACAGAUCAAGGAUCAGGAGGUGGAGGCUCGUUUCUGUAAGCUGGUGCAGCAGCUGCUGGACGACCACAAAGACGUGGUCACCAUGAUGGCCCAGGGCUUCAGGGAAUGUCGCAGACACAUCCAGGACGAGGCGAUCAUACGCAGCUUCCUGGAUACAACGCUGUGCUCUCGUCUGGGAAUCCGGAUGUUGGCAACGCAUCAUCUCGCCCUUCACGAAGAAAAUGCUGAUUUUGUUGGGAUGAUAUGCAGACGUCUCUCACCCAAAAAAAUAGUCGAGAAGUGGGUGGACUUUGCCAGGCGUCUGUGUGAGCACCAGUAUGGGAACUCGCCCAGGGUGAGGAUCAACGGACACGUUGCGGCUCGCUUCCCCUUCAUCCCUCUGCCUCUGGAUUACAUCCUGCCUGAGCUCCUUAAGAACGCCAUGAGGGCAACCAUGGAAAGCCAUCUGGAAACCCCAUACAAUGUGCCCGAUGUGGUCGUCACCAUUGCCAAUAACGACAUUGAUUUUGUCAUCAGGAUUUCGGACCGUGGUGGCGGCAUACCUCACAACAUUAUAGACAAGGUGAUGGACUACCACUUCAGCACGGCUGAGGAGAGUGCACAGGACCCCCGCAUGAGCAACUUCUUCAACAACAUUACCAACAGUGGAAACCAGUCCAGCCCCAUGCAUGGGUUUGGUUUCGGCUUGCCCACAUCCAGGGCCUACGCCGAGUACCUGGGCGGCUCUCUGUCUAUACAGUCUAUGCAGGGCAUCGGCACUGACGUCUACCUGCGUCUGCGCCACAUCGACGGCAAAGGAGAGAGCUUCCGAGUGUAAAGCUCCCCGUUGGUCAUCCUUGUAGAUCCCAAACAAGAAAUCAGGCCACGCAGGAGUACAUAGGGUUCCCCACCAGGAAAGCUGGCAUGAACUACAGGACUUUGGUCCACAAAGUGAUAGCCUACACACAGUAUUUUGGCAGAAACCUCCCUAAAUUCACCAACCCACUACAUGUUCAUUUUUUAUUUUUUUUUGCCUUAGACUGAUUAUAAGCUAUGUUAGCUCUCAAGUUGAUAAUAUCAGUUGUUUUUCCCUUGCGUUUUGUACACUGUGGCACGUGAAUGUUAAGGUUAUCGGGACAAACUGUGCAUGGUAGUCGACAUUGAUGUCAAUGUGGAAGGAAGGAAGGAAAGAAAGGAAGGAAGGAAGCAAGCAAGGAAGGAAGGAAGGAAAGGAAAAAGAGUUUCAGUUUUAAAGAAGCUCACAUUGAAGUUACUCGUCGCAUUGCCUCAAAAUAAGUAAAGACGUUUUUGAUAAUGUUUCAAAUGAAACUUCUGAGACACUCCAGCAACCCUGUCAAAAUCUCCUCAAAGUACACAAAGCAGGUUCCGUGAUGAUCAAUAUAGUUUGAAUAAAUGGAUCCUAAGGUCUUUAAGGGAAAGCAGCAGUAAACAAGUACAACCUAAUUGUCCUUAUCCUGGGCUGUAAACCUCAACUCCUGACAAACCAUAAGCGAUAUUCUACAAAACCGUCGUCAAAAACACUACAAGCUCAUUAACAGAUUUUUUUUCUUGCAUGCCGCAGUGAACGUCUUUGUUCAGCAGUCAUUUUGUGGAGCUUUCAGGCAGGGGAGCCAACCGAGGUGUUCAGCAGCCUUACUGUGUGCCGCUAGUCAUUCAUCCGCAUGCCAACUUUUCUUGAUUUCUUUUCGUUGCCUUUAUCGGUUCACACAGAUGCACACUGUCCACUGUUUAGGUUUUCCCGCUCAACAUAUGCGCCUAUCAUCAUAGCAGCUUUUGGAUUUAUUUUAACAAAGUAACAAUAUACCAUAGAAGUAUUGUCUAAUACUGUCCUUUAUUUUCAGUUUUAUCUGACUAUAGAUGUUUUUUUGUUUGUUUUUUUUAGAAAGUGUGUCAGUUGUUUGAGUUUGCUGUCUUUUUGAAAACAUUUUUGUAUCAGUACAUUUCAAGAUGAGUCAAUUUUUUGCACCGUUAAAUAUGUAGGUUCAGAUAAGCUAAGGUUUCUAGUCAUUAUUAAGGUCCAUUUGCUCCAGAUCAGAACUCGCCUAUGACACUAGCUUGAGACACCAAUUAGCGACAUCUUUAUUUUUAUUUUUUUCACACGUUAUGUUACCUGAAACAUCUCAUCAUCUGUCCAAGUAGGUGUCAGUCAUUCCUCUCAACCUGAAGACAUAGAGAUGAGUUCAAAAACCAAUCAUUCAUGAUCACAGAUAAAAAAUUGUUGCUCUCAAAGAAAAUGAGAAAAUAUUUAUAUAAAGUUUUGAUCUCAAAAUAAUUGAUUAGCAAACCCUGGCCUUUUUGAGUUUCCAGUUUGAGUUAAACGAGUCAAACAUUACAGUUCAGAAAAUAACUGAGGCCAAGCCAUGAAAUUUGCAUCAAUAGAUAACCACCUCAAGCACUCCUCUCAUUUUGUUGAACAUUCCCCAUCGGGCAUCAGUUGUUAAGCAACAGAUCAACCAGACUUUUCACCUAAGUUUAUCUGUUUGGAGUAAUUGUUAUAAUAUUAGCUUAUUCCGUAAUUUUUUAUCAGAAAGGACAUUGUGAAUCUUGAUUUGUUGGACAUUUAUGAAAUUUGUUAACAAACAUUUUAUUUUAAAGCUUAAAAAAAUCUUUAGAAUCACAGACAUUGUUUAGUCUACCUGAUGGGAAAAUUGAAGACUUUUUUGCCUUUUGAAAACCUAUAAAUGUUUUAUAUCUUACAAAUUCAUUAACUUGUUCACUUGGAUUUGCUAUAACAAAAUGAGUUUACAUACACAUUUUCCUUGAGUUGAGAUUUUUUUUUAGCUCGUAAGAUAUAUCAAAACAAAAUCAAAUUGAAUUAGUAUAAGGCUGUUAUUUAUUUGGACACGUUAUUAAACUAAAAUAACCCUGUCUAAUUGGCUGUUCCAGAAUGACGUAGAACGGCCUGCAUUAUCUUUACCUGUAUUCUUGCUGAUGCUGUGUAUAUGAAUUUGAGUGUUUCUUGUGGUUUGGAAGGUUUUGAAGAUGUAGUAUAUAUGUAGUUUAUGCAUGUAAAGCAAAGGGGGGAAGUUACUACCACAUGGCUGCCAGACGCAGGUAAACAAUGGUUGAAGGUUUGCGUCCUUUUUCAGACACAUUAGUAUGUUACAUCAUCAUUCUGAGAUUUUUCUUCUAUUCCAAAAUGUUGCUGUUGAAAUGUUGAAGGUGGCUUGUAAAUUCUGGAUUUCGCUGCCAGACAUGAUCAUCUUGUCUACCCUCUGCUGGGCUAAAAAGAGAAGUGUAGGCAGGCCCCCCAAAUAUUAUUCUUUGGGGGUGGGUGCAGUGUAUCAUUUUAGUUUUAGAAGGGGAAAAGGGUGUAGAACAUAUCAGGUCAUUUCUAUGUUCCUGGUUUCUGAUUUUGUAAUUUUUGCAUAUAGAAGUGAGAGUCAACAAAAGCAAAAAAGAUCAUUUCAAAAUAAUCUCCAAUAAAAAGCCAAAUAUUGGAGUCAUGUUACUGACUAAACGCUCUGCCAUGACGUGUUUUGUCUCUUGACUGAAAUUGGUUUCAAAACAUUUUUUGGGUUGUGUUCAGCACUCUGUAUAGACAUUAAAUUUUUCUUGGUUGGAACUUUGA